This is a messenger RNA of Gamsiella multidivaricata, 784 nucleotides long. RefSeq lists its product as uncharacterized. The transcript is spliced from 5 exons. NCBI's taxonomy places the organism in Eukaryota, Fungi, Mortierellomycota, Mortierellomycetes, Mortierellales, Mortierellaceae. The record is from RefSeq and is a predicted model, not a curated record. The coding region runs from base 172 to 723 and encodes 183 amino acids.
CGACGGUCAAAUACCUGUCUGAGAGCAUUUGCCGCUCAGUGCCAUGAAUGGUUGAUUGACCCCAGCAACGGAGACGCACUCGAUAUUGCGCGCCUCCGCCUUGCUGAGAAGUUAGCGAGUCAGAAGGUGCGCCUUGUAACAAACUGUAGUAAUCUCCAGGACUCGCUAAAUAUGAGGGCAAGCCAGAGGACCUUUCAGGAUGCCUCAACGGCGGUACCAGCCUAUGCCUCGUCCUCUUCCGCGCAUGUCCCUGAUCCAACCACGCAUGUCCCUGAUCCAACCUUUUCAUUACCCUCUCAUGACCUUGACAAUGACACUGAACCCUCGACAUACAUCCCCAUUGCUGAGUCUGUACAAGUUGGACAAAAGCACCCCCGUGACCCCUUCGACAAUGAGGAUGCCGGUCUGCUAAAGACUCCUAGGAACAGAUCCCCUUCGCGUACGGUUGUUAGCAGGUCUGACGUGUUGGACACAGGACGGAAUGGAUCACCAGCACCGUCUGCUUCGCGUGAGUGCCCCUUCAGGACAGCAAUGGCACAAGAGACGAUGAAUAGACUUCACCGCCUGGACAACCUGCUCCUUCUAAACCUUCCCUACGAGAUUCUGUUCCAUCGAGUCCCUCCACGGAGUUGGCGUCUGGCACAAGGGUCGACAUACAGCCUAGACUGUCGACAUCCAUGUCAAACACAGCACAAAAAGGAGGAGGACUGGAGAAAUUUUUGACCGGACACAGCCUGACGCUGGAGGAUUGUGAGUGGACUUAACUUUAUGCCAAGGCUUCAUG